Messenger RNA from Mizuhopecten yessoensis (Yesso scallop), 1098 nucleotides. RefSeq names its product EGF-like repeat and discoidin I-like domain-containing protein 3. Gene Ontology annotation, molecular function: calcium ion binding. The transcript is spliced from 9 exons. The record is from RefSeq and is a predicted model, not a curated record. Lineage: Eukaryota; Metazoa; Mollusca; Bivalvia; Pectinida; Pectinidae. Bases 1 to 1071 code for a protein of 356 amino acids.
AUGGGUAGGUGGGUUUUACUACUACUAGUUACAGUGGCUGCAGCGGAUGAUGGAGUGUUCGACAUCAGGUACCCCAGCGUAGUUGUUGCAGCCCAGGAUGACGGUAACGUGUCCCUACAGUCUGGCCGUACCACCAAUGACUUGUACUUACUACCCGGACAGAACGGAGGCACUGUGUCCUUGGGGGGCGAGGACCUCCUCCACAUCAUCCAGAUUGCUACAAGCCUCCCUCCUGUGUGGUCUGCGCAUGCCCACGUUGGAUUCUUCGGUACCUUUAAAGGAGAGGAGAAGGUUAACAUAAAACUAGAAGCAGAGGACCCCGAGGGCGGAACCUUGACUUUUGCGCUUGUUGCCGGAAAUCUCCCGCCAGGUAUCACGCUGAACGGAACUACCGGUCUUGUGGUGGGGGUGGUUCCGGAUGUAACUAGAAGUUACUCAUUCACCAUCCGGGCACUAGAUUUCCAUAACAAAUACGCGGAUGCAGUUUUCAAGAUGGAGACACUAAAAUUUGACCACUGCUCCACUAGCCCUUGUCUACAUAACGGAGAGUGUACAGACACGACGGGAGGGUUCACCUGUAACUGUACGACUGACUACGGCGGUCAGAAGUGUGAACAUGUUUGUUUGAACAACGCUGUCAGCAUACAAAGCCGUAGUGUGAUACCCGACGCCCAGAUGACUGCCUACCUUACCUCCAGUACAUAUCUAGCCUCCAAUGGUCGAUACGGGGCUAGCGGCUACGGUUGGUGUGGUACGAGUACCAAUUCAUGGCUGCAGGUAGAUCUAGGUAACAUGACCACGAUCUACAAAGUAACGACACAGGGCUAUUACAGAACUCAAUACACCUCUUCCUACACACUGUCUUAUAGCACUGAUGGCAACACCUUUCACAAAGUCAACGACACGAACGGGAACGAACAUACAUUCUCGGCGAAUACUGCCGUGCUUACCUACACCCUACCAACACCAACCGUAGCCAGAUUUAUACGUUUCCAUCCGAAGUCAUUUAUAAGACUUCCGUGCUUAAAGGUGGAACUAUACGGAUGCCGUGUGUACCACAUUUCUGAAUGACUGUUUGUACAUUGAAAUAAAAGAUAA